Quercus robur (English oak) is the source of this 2595-nucleotide messenger RNA. RefSeq names its product respiratory burst oxidase homolog protein B-like. Lineage: Eukaryota; Viridiplantae; Streptophyta; Magnoliopsida; Fagales; Fagaceae. Gene Ontology annotation, molecular function: NAD(P)H oxidase H2O2-forming activity; calcium ion binding; peroxidase activity. Gene Ontology annotation, cellular component: plasma membrane. The record is from RefSeq and is a predicted model, not a curated record. The transcript has 12 exons. The coding region runs from base 4 to 2595 and encodes 863 amino acids.
AGGAUGAAUAAUCAAGAAAACCAAGAUGACUCAUUUUCUGAGUCUGGAAGCACUAGCAAACCAGUAGGCUAUGCCCCUUUAAGUGGUCCAUCCAUCAAAAGAAAUAGCAGCAAAAAGAGUACAAGAUUCAAAGAAGAUGAAUGCUAUGUAGAAAUCACAGUAGACGUACGUGAUGACUCUAUUUCGGUGCAAAACAUUAAGGGAAGGAACUCAGAGACUGCAAGUUUAACAAGGGAGUUUGAGAAAAAGCCUUCUACACUUGGUUCCCAUCUCUCAUUUCAACUUAGACAAGUAUCACUGGGGAUGAAGCGCAUGGCAUCUUCAACUAGGUUUAACAAAGUUGAUAGGACCAAGUCCGGGGCUGCUCGUGCUCUAAAAGGCCUAAAGUUUAUCGGAAAAAAGGUGGGAAGUGAAGGUUGGUCCCAGGUUGAAGCUCGGUUUAAAGAAUUGGCUGUCAAUGAGAUGCUUCCCAAAACUAUGUUUGCCCAAUGUAUAGGGAUGAAAGAGUCGAAAGAGUUUGCAAGCGAAUUAUUUGAUGCAUUGGCUCGUCGGAGAGGAAUAACGUCAUCUUCUAUAUCCGAAGCUGACCUCUUCGAAUUUUGGGAACAAAUUACUGAUCAGAGCUUUGAUACAAGAUUACAAACUUUCUUUGACAUGGUGGACAAAAACGCUGAUGGUAGAAUUACAGAAGAAGAGGUGAAAGAUAUUAUUGCCUUAAGUGCUUGUGCAAAUAAAUUGUCAAAGAUCCAAGAACAAGCCGAAGAGUAUGCUGCACUGAUCAUGGAAGAGCUGGACCCAGACAACCUCGGAUACAUUGAGUUGUACAACUUGGAAAUGCUACUCCUCCAAGCUCCAAGCAAAUCAACCAACAUGGGGACUGAUACUCAUGUUCUAGGCCGGCUACUAAGCCAAAGGCUAGUCCCAACCAUGGAGUACAACCCCAUAAAGCGGUGCAACCGGCGGCUUGCCUACUUCCUCCAAGACAAUUGGAAACGGAUUUGGGUUAUAGCCCUAUGGCUUUCAAUCUGCGCAGGCCUUUUCGCUUGGAAAUUCAUACAAUAUAAGCAUAUGGCAGUGUUUGAUGUCAUGGGCUAUUGUGUCAACAUUGCUAAGGGUGCAGCCGAGACGCUUAAGUUCAACAUGGCCCUAAUUCUUCUACCCGUGUGCAGAAAUACCAUUACAUGGCUUAGAAGCAAGACCAAGUUAGGGAUGGUGGUUCCCUUUGAUGACAAUAUCAAUUUCCAUAAGGUAAUUGCUUUUGGAAUUGCAAUUGGAGUUGGGCUACAUGCUGGUGCACAUCUAACAUGUGACUUCCCUAGACUAUUACAUGCUUCGGAUGAUAAAUACGAGUCAAUGAAGCCAUUUUUUGGUGAGAAGCGACCAAAUAACUAUUGGUGGUUUGUGAAAGGGACUGAGGUUUGGACCGGCGUGGUUAUGGUAGUUCUUAUGGCUAUAGCAUACACAUUAGCCCAACCUUGGUUCCGUCGGAACAAGCUAAACCUUCCAAAAACUAUUAAAAAGCUCACAGGGUUCAAUGCCUUUUGGUACUCCCACCACUCAUUUGUCAUUGUUUAUAUCCUUUUAUUAGUACAUGGAUACUACCUUUACUUCUCCAAGGAAUGGCACAGAAAGACAACAUGGAUGUAUCUGGCUGUCCCAAUUUUACUCUAUGCAUGUGAACGCUUAAUACGUGGGUUUAGAUCUAGCUAUAAAACUGUGCGGAUAUUAAAGGUUGCAUUGUACCCCGGAAAUGUGUUGGCCCUGCAUAUGUCUAAACCUCAAGGCUUUAGAUAUACUAGUGGGCAGUAUAUAUUUGUAAAUUGCUCAGCUGUCUCUUCCUUUGAAUGGCAUCCUUUUUCGAUUACUUCAGCGCCAGGGGAUAAUUAUCUUAGCAUCCACAUACGCACCUUGGGUGACUGGACAUCACAACUCAAAGCUAUUUUCUCGAAGGUAUGCCAGCCUCCUUCUAGCGACGAAAGUGACCUAUCUGACUCUGCACAAGACAAUAACAAACCAAGAAUGCCAAGGCUCCUGAUCGACGGCCCCUAUGGAGCACCGGCACAAGAGUAUAAAAAGUAUGACGUCCUCCUCCUCAUCGGCCUUGGCAUUGGUGCCACGCCUUUAAUUAGCAUUGUUAAAGAUGUACUUAAUAACAUUAAGCAGCAAAAAGCACAAAAUGCUACUAAACAAGCUUACUUCUAUUGGGUUACUCGUGAACAAGGCUCUUUUGAGUGGUUUGAGGGUGUGAUGAAUGAGGUAGCAGAAAGUGUUUGUAAUGGAGUAAUUGAGAUUCACAACUAUUGCACUAGUGUUUAUGAAGAAGGAGAUGCUCGAUCGGCUUUAAUCACUAUGCUUCAAUCAAUACAACAUGCUAAAACUGGUAUGGAUAUUGUCUCAGGCACAAGGGUUAAAACACAUUUUGCUAGACCAAAUUGGCGUAACGUUUUUAAGAAUGUAGCACUUAAGCACACCAAUGAAAGAGUUGGGGUGUUCUAUUGUGGUGCGGCUGGAUUGGUUGGGGAGCUAAGAUGGCAAGCUCGAGACUUUUCCAGGAAAACCUCGACCAAAUUUGAUUUCCAUAAGGAAAACUUCUAA